This is a messenger RNA of Vidua macroura (Pin-tailed whydah), 1386 nucleotides long. It is a transcript of the gene HEXIM1, whose product is annotated as HEXIM P-TEFb complex subunit 1. The transcript has a single exon. Lineage: Eukaryota; Metazoa; Chordata; Aves; Passeriformes; Viduidae. Bases 170 to 1084 code for a protein of 304 amino acids. Gene Ontology annotation, molecular function: cyclin-dependent protein serine/threonine kinase inhibitor activity; 7SK snRNA binding. Gene Ontology annotation, biological process: negative regulation of cyclin-dependent protein serine/threonine kinase activity; negative regulation of transcription by RNA polymerase II. Gene Ontology annotation, cellular component: nucleus; nucleoplasm; cytoplasm. The record is from RefSeq and is a predicted model, not a curated record.
UGGGGUGGGAUUGCGGUGGGAGCGGCGGCGGCGGCGCGUGCAGGGCGCGCGGGGAGGCGGGCCCGGCGGCGUUAAACCUCCCCCGGGCCAUGUCCCGGGCGGCCUGAGCGGGGCCAGCCCCAUGCGGCGCCGGUAGCGCCCGUCAGCGAGCGUAGCCGAGCGCAGCGCUAUGGCCGACGCGGUGCCCGCUGAACCGGGGCCGGAGCCCCAGUGCGAACCGGAGCUUCGCUCCGAGCCCGAGGCGCGGCCGGAGCCGCAGUCCGAGCCCGAGCCGCAGCCCGAGCGCGGAGAGGCGCCGACGGAGGACGGCGAUGCCGGGCGGCUGCCGCCCCCCGGGGCGGAGGCGGCGGCGGGCGGCGCCGAGGGGCGGCCGCCGGCGGGUGGAGCGGGGCGUCCCGGCCUGGGCCCGCGGUACCGGGCCGUGGGACGCACCGAGGAGUGGCCGGUGAAGAAGAAGCACCGUCGGCGGCCGUCGAAGAAGAAGCGGCGCUGGAAGCCGUACUCGAAGCUGAGCUGGGAGGAGAAGCAGCAGUUCGACGAGCGGCAGAGCCUCCGCGCCUCCCGGCUGCGAGCGGAGAUGUUCGCCAAGGGGCAGCCGGUGGCUCCCUACAACACCACGCAGUUUCUCAUGGAGGACCAUGACCAGGAGGAGCCCGACCUGAAAACCGGGCUGUACCCGCGGCGAGCGGCCGCCAAGUCGGACGACACGAGCGAGGAGGAUUUCCUGGACGACGCGGCGGACGAGGACGGGGGCAGCGACGGGAUGGGGGGGGACGGCAGCGAGUUUCUGCAGAGGGACUUCUCGGAGACGUACGAGCGGUACCAUGUGGAGAGCCUGCAGAACAUGAGCAAGCAGGAGCUGGUGAAGGAGUACCUGGAGCUGGAGAAGUGCCUGUCGCGCAUGGAGGAGGAGAACAACCGGCUGAGGAUGGAGAGCAAAAAAGCCGGGGGGGAGGCGGCGGACCCGGCGCGGGUGCAGGCGCUGGAGCGGGAGGUGGACAGGCUGCGAGCCGAGAACCUGCGGCUGCUGCGGGAGCAGGAGCUGCCCCGGCAGGAAAAGGGCCCCUGCAAGCCGGGGGAGUGACACUGGGCAGGGGGGCGCGGGGGGGUUUUUACAGUGCUGGGUGGAACAUUCGGUCCUUGUACAGAGUCGCCGCGGACCCUUUUUAUGGGCUAAACUGCAGCUGGGUGGGCCGAGGGCUCCCCCUUUUUUAGGUGGCUGUGACGGGGCGAGGGGGGGUUGAUGUAUUGGUGAUAUCUGGUUUAUGGUUUUAUUUUUUUUUUGUGUCUAAACCAAAAAAAAAAAAAAAAUCCCCAGGAAAGCUGUAAAUUGGCCAAAACUGACUAUAAAAAAUACAGAGGUCUAAUAAAUUUAAUUACUUGUAA